AGCAUCCAGGGACAGUGUUCACUGCUCAUAUUUCCUACCUUGAGAUCUACAAUGAAAAUGGUUAUGAUCUUCUGGAUCCCAAGCAUGAAGCAUGCAAGCUGGAAGAUUUACCGAAAGUGAACCUGUUUGAAGACAGUGACAAUAAUGUCCAUCUGAAGAAUCUUUCUCUACAUCAAGCCAGUAACGAAGAGGAAGCUCUCAAUCUUUUAUUUCUUGGAGACACAAACAGGAUGAUUGCUGAGACACCCAUGAAUCAAGCGUCCACCAGAUCACACUGCAUUUUCACCAUCCAUAUCUCGUCACGUGAUCCUGGAUCUGCUACCAUCAGACGAGCCAAGCUUCAUUUGGUUGAUCUUGCAGGAUCUGAAAGAGUUGGAAAGACCAAUGUGGGUGGUACUCUUCUCACUGAAGCCAAAUAUAUUAAUUUAUCUCUUCACUACCUUGAACAGGUGAUAGUGGCAUUAUCAGACAAAUCAAGAAGCCACAUUCCAUACAGAAACUCUAUGAUGACCUCAGUUUUAAGAGACAGUCUUGGAGGAAAUUGUAUGACUACAAUGAUAGCAACAUGUUCCCUUGAAAAGAAAAACUUAGAUGAAUCAAUUUCGACAUGUAGAUUUGCUCAAAGAGUGGCCAUGAUAAAGAAUGAUGUACUGCUCAAUGAAGAAAUUGAUCCUAAACUGCUGAUUGCGCAGCUUAAGGCAGAAGUACAGAGACUCAAAGAUGAACUGGCAAUGGCGUCAGGACAGGAGUACACCGGCGAGCUGACAGAAGAUGAAAUGGACAGACUGCGCAGGGUGGUGAAAAGUUACAUUGAAGACGGUGAUCCUGACUCAGCUCUUAGUGUUGGUGCAGACAUGCGAAAGAUCAACUACUGCUUUCAGCUACUCAAGAGUCAUGUGUUGGAAAGGAGCAAAAAGAAUCCUUCUCCUCCCUCACAGAGGACCCCUGCAAUCGAUGGCGUCCUUGACAGCAGCUAUUUGGGAAACCACUCGGAAGUGAACAAACUGAAAGAACUGAUCCGACAGCGAGAUAACGAGAUAAACAUUUUGGUAGGCAUGCUGAAGAAGGAGAAGAAACGCACCGCGGACCUCGAGAUGUCUGUAAAACAAGGCGGGGGGCGAAUCCCAGACGGGACGGGUGGGGUACCAGACGGCAUUAGACGGAGCACCAGUCAGCCCCUGAGUGAUGAUUCAGAGAGUGAACUGUCCAACUUGAGAUCUGCGGGUAGAGCACGAGUGAAAGACAGACCGUCUUCAGAUACCACUGAGAAUCGUGCACACCCUCAAGCGCCCGGCGAUGACGCCAGUAAUCACAGGCCCCCCUCUGCUUACAGAAGAAAGCUGGAUGAAAUGUCAGUUGGACGUAAGGAAGCUUUCGAGACUUUCCGGCGAGACUAUCCUCACAACGACACGAUAGAGGAGAAUAAAAGAACACUCAAGCAAAGAUAUGCGGAGGCUAAGAGACUCGGAGAGCAAGUGAACUCAUCACGACAAAAAAUAAAUUCUAUAAAAAGUCAAAUCGAACAGCACAGAGUUCGUCGUUCAAUGCAAGGUUUUGUUAAUGGCACUGAAGGGAUGGAGGAAGUCGAUCCCGUGGAACAGAACUUAAGGCAAGCUAUUGAGGAGGAAAAAGCAAAAUACAAGGACAGCUUCACCCGCCUUCGGUCCCUCAAGACUGAGAUCGAACACCUUCAGCAUCUGCUAGAGAAAUCCAAAGUCAAGAUGCAGAAAGAUUUUGAGAUCUGGUGGGCAGAACAGGCGGCCUUCACCCAGCCACCUGAUGAAGUGCGAGCAGCGUGGAAAACCCCUCCGAUAUCCCCCGUUCGACCUCCAUCCGCCCCUCGGAGACGUGAUCCAGACCCGGGUGGCUUAUCAAAUCCCCGGGGAGACGAGUCUUCCCGUAGCACCAGACCAGGGAAAUUCGUAUCCAAGCUACGAGCCGAGGCUCAUCUGGCGUCUUCAGGAGUGGUGUCAUCUGUUACCCGUCCGUCUGUUCAUGGUUCCAAUUCAGACAGUGGUUUAAGCAGCUGGUCGACAUCUGCAGCAACAGUAGCAGCUGAUGUAUCGAGUGUGGGAAUCGCCGCAAGAAAUAAAUCGGGUUCCUCUAGUGACGUCAGCACUGGUUCUGGAUCAGUGAAACUGACUGGUGACACCCGAGCUGAUGCCGACAUCUUGGCUUUUAUAAAAGCGAGACAGAAUUUGUUACAGCAGCGAGGUCAUCGAUAACCGCAACUGGUCCUAUUAUCAAGGGAACCAAGAUCAGUAACAGAGGCCGGCCCUCUAUGCCAACCCCACCAUGGACGGGCCGCUCUAUCUGUUCACCAAAGUGAUUGGCACCAAGCUUCAGAUACACGAGGGAAGAGAAAUAUGAAACGUUUCGUUCAACACGUUCUCGGUGCUCAUACCACGGAAAGACUGACUGUUGAGAUAAAUAGAUUGCAAUGGAUAUUUUUCUCUUCGGAGCAAACAUUUCUAUCCUCUGGAAAUACAGAUAACGAAUGCUCUCAAUUGCAAGAAAGUAAAGAACACAUCGUUUUCGUUGGACGCGAAAAAUGUGGCAGAUUUUAAAAAUGUGUUCACUACGCUCCUUUCCAUUCUCAUCCGUUAAGUGAGCUCAAAUAAAUAGCAAAGCGCGAAUGAAAACA
Messenger RNA from Orbicella faveolata, 2644 nucleotides. RefSeq names its product kinesin-like protein KIF6. Gene Ontology annotation, biological process: microtubule-based movement. Lineage: Eukaryota; Metazoa; Cnidaria; Anthozoa; Scleractinia; Merulinidae. Gene Ontology annotation, molecular function: microtubule motor activity; microtubule binding; ATP binding. The record is from RefSeq and is a predicted model, not a curated record.